Messenger RNA from Hyaloperonospora brassicae, 1509 nucleotides. The record is from the annotation of a GenBank genome assembly. Lineage: Eukaryota; Oomycota; Peronosporomycetes; Peronosporales; Peronosporaceae.
AUGAACCGGUCGAUGGAUCUCAUGGAGUUUGACGACAGCAGAGACGCGUGUGGGAUGUUACUGCACCACACUGGGGAUGUGCCGCUCCUGUCGGGCGUAGCGCACCAUGUCGACUUGAGUUACCUUCGCGCAACCGCCACGCCCCCGCCGACCGCCUCGGACCCCGCCAGCAGCAGCAGCAGUCCGAGUCCCAGCAGCAGCAAAUACGGCGGCAGUCCCGAGGACUCGUUCGGCGAAGAUGAGCUCGAAGACCGACCGUCCAGUGGACGGCGCAAGUCGGACUCGAACAGCAAACGCCCGUGGACGCGCGAGGAGAACGAGAAGCUCAUGCAGCUCGUCAAGCAGUACGGGGCCAAGCGCUGGUCGCUCAUUGCCAUGCACCUGCCGGGCCGCGUGGGCAAACAGUGCCGCGAGCGGUGGCACAACCACUUGAACCCUCUGGUGCGCAAAGACGCGUGGACGGCCGAAGAAGAUUACGUGAUCUUUGAGUGCCACAAGAACGUGGGCAACCAGUGGGCCGAGAUCUCCAAGAUGCUGCCUGGCCGGACGGACAAUGCCAUCAAGAACAGGUACUACUCGACCAUGCGGCGCAUGCAGCGCCAGUCGAUGCGCAAGAAAGGGCCGAUGCGCGAAGGCAAGAGCAUCCGCGUCGCGUCGCUCACGUCGUCGCCAGUGCAGCUGCACCAAGUGAGUCCUGCGCCGCUGCAGCGGACGAUGGACGGCCUGCAGCGGCGCUUGUCGCCGCUCGAGCAACUGGCCCAGCAACAACGUGGGAUGGACAGCAACUGCUUGAACGACUUUGACCGCUCGAACCUUCUGGGCACUCCGCUACGACAGGCGUCGGCGGUGUACCCGAUGAACGGAGGCAGCUACUUGAACAUAUUGAACCAGGAGUACAGUCGCCCCAUGUCGAUGCCGUCGUCUUCGUGCUCAACCGCCGAGGACAUUGCACCGAACAGUCAGAACAACGAGACGUUCGACUACGUCCCGAUGCAGACGUCCAUCCAGCGCCUGCGGUCAUCGAGUUCCGAGUCGGCUGUGAUGGGCACGCCUCCUCCCUCGUCGACAAUGGGCAUGAUGAACUCGCCCUAUGGCUCGCCGGCAAGCCAUAUGCACCAGUACCAGCAGCAACCGAGCAACUACAUGAUGUCGGGCAACCUGUACUCGAACAACAACGUGCGCGGUGGGAUGUACGUGGGACCAACUGGCGCCGACUCUGCUCAGCAGUAUCGACUUGCCGAUGCGCCUGUUGGGACUCUGUCGCACAAGCGCCUGCUCGAUGUCCAGAGUGCGCAGCGGGACAUGUGGAAGAACGAUAGUCCAGUGUCGGUAUCGGCCCCGAUCUACCGCACUACGUCUGUCUCGCAGCACUUCCAGCCGGGCCACGUGAACGAGCCGAUGGACCUGCAGCAGUCGAAGUCGGUCCCUGUUCCCUUGUACCGACAAGCGCCGAGCAACAGCCACUUUACGAACAUGGAGCAAGUGUGGACGGACGACGCCUACUUGUGA